UCGGUGCUUUAACAAUAAUUCAUACACAUAUAUAAUGUAUAUAUAUAGAUUAUUGAUAAUAUGUUUUACUUUCAAUUCUAAGUAAUAUUUUACAGUUUAAAAUUUGAUCAUUUAUUAUAAUUACCCAUGCACAUGCAGACCAUCGAUUUGUUGAUUGGUGAUCAUGACGCCCAAGAAGCUGGUGGGAUAAUAAUAAACACUAAUCCUGUAAACACAACUGGAUUCACACCUAGAGAUGUUCUAGAUCUCAUUCUUCAAAACGACAACAGUACUGGAUCAUUAAAUCACAUGAUCAAAAUGAUCGAAACGUUUCAAAAGGCAGGAGCACUCAAAUCCAACCAAAUCGCCAUUAAUAAAAAAACUCAAACAGUAAACAAUAUUAAUAAUAAUAAUAAUAAUAAUAAUAAUAAUUCUAAUUCUAAUAAUAAGUGUACCUCUUUUCGAUUUAUAAUAACCCUUUGGAGAGAACUAACUAAAGAAAUCGAAGAAUCCUCCAUAGAAACCCAAAACGCACUUAUGGUGGUUGCCGUUUUGAUAGCAACAAUGACUUACCAAGCCAUACUAAGCCCUCCAAGUGGCUUCUCUAAUAAUACACCAGUUGACUAUUACUCCAAAAACGACGCCGUUUUAAUAAAUACGAAAAGUGCACUUAACGUUGGGGAAGGAGAAGCAGUUAUGGCGAGUGAUCCACACGUGUUUGUUAUAUUUACUGUGUUUAAUGCGAUUGGGUUUUUUGCUUCUCUUGGGAUGAUUUCUGUGCUGACAAGUGGGUUUCCUCUACGGGCUGGGCUUAGAUUGGCUAUACUUUCCAUGGUGGCCACAUAUGUUAUAGCAGUUUUCUAUGAGGCUCCCACUAAGAUGAGGACUGUUUUUGUUGUGCUGUGGUUGAUGGGUCUUGUUGUUCUUUUUGAGCUUGGGAGGUUUGGCUUUUGGUUGCUUAGAAAAUGUGGUAUUCUCAAAUUUAGUAGAAGAUCAUCACCACCUUCACUUGACGGUUAUCCUCAUGAUCAGCAAAACAAUCAUCACCAGUUAGACUUUUGAAUCUAUCUAUCUACUUUUUUUUUUCUUAUAAAAAAUUGAGUUUUAUGAAAAAUAAAUAAAUGUACUG
Cannabis sativa is the source of this 1108-nucleotide messenger RNA. RefSeq lists its product as uncharacterized. The record is from RefSeq and is a predicted model, not a curated record. NCBI's taxonomy places the organism in Eukaryota, Viridiplantae, Streptophyta, Magnoliopsida, Rosales, Cannabaceae. Bases 127 to 1041 code for a protein of 304 amino acids. Gene Ontology annotation, molecular function: protein phosphatase regulator activity; protein phosphatase 1 binding. The transcript has a single exon. Gene Ontology annotation, cellular component: plasma membrane.